AUGCAACAGCAACAGUCCAAUGCGUCUGCCUCAGGUUCUGGCUCAAGCUCGGCUCCAGGAUCUGGACCAUAUGGAGGAGGAGACCAGCAGAGCGAUCAGAGAGGACAUGGGCAGGACGAGGGUAGCGCAGGCGGAAAGAAGAAGUCGUCAAAGCGCAGAAAGGUCAACCAUGCCUGCCUCUACUGCAGGCGCAGCCAUAUGACGUGCGACGAGGGACGCCCAUGCCAGCGCUGUAUCAAGCGCGAGAUCGGCCAUCUCUGCCACGACGAGGCGCGCCCGCCAAAAACCGCCUCCAAAGCGGCCGAGGGCAGCGUGCCGCCCGGCGCGGACGGCUCGAGAGUUAUCCCCCCGUACGGCGCGAACACGUUCACGCAGGCCCCGUCAGCAUGGCCCGGUAUGGGCGUUGGCGUCCCGCAGGGCAGCUUCCUCUACCAGCCCGAGACGCUCGGCAACGAGUUUUCCAUGCUCUCAGACUUCCUUGAAACACUCGAUGAUGGUUCAUUCUUCACUCCACCACCGACCGUCACCCCGUCGCUCAUGGGCGCCGGCUUCCCGCCCCCUCCAACAUCCAACCUCCAAGGCUCGCAACAGCCCCAGCCUACAUCCCCCACAUCCCCAAAUGGAAGCGCCAGCAACCCGGACUUCGCACCUGAUGGCAGCAUACCCCAAGACCAACAUCACUCCCAGCAGCCUCGGCAGGGCGAGCAGCAAGCGCAGCCCCCGCGCCCCUCGUCACCCGAAAAACAGCCCGCCGAAGAACCGGCACCGCCCUUGCUGCCGAGCGCGACGAAGACGGAACGGUUCUUGCUCACGGCGGCGGACCAGGAGAGCGGCUCGCGCGACGAGCGGCUGAACAGGGUCAUCCGGAGCAAGUACGAGGCCGGGUUGCUCAAGCCGUAUAAUUAUGUCAAGGGGUACGCGAGGCUGUCGCGGUGGAUGGAUCGCAACGUGUCGCAGGAGUCGAAGCAGCAGAUACUGCAACCGCUGUCGGUAUUGAGGCCUAAAUUCAGGGCUGUCGCCCAAUCAUUACGAGAUAUCGACCUCGUGUUCAUUGAAGAAGCCUUCGAGCGCAUGCUGCUCGACUACGAUCGCGUCUUCAGCGCCAUGGGCGUGCCCGCGUGCCUCUGGCGGCGCACGGGCGAGAUCUACAAGGGCAAUCGCGAGUUCACAGAGCUCGUCGGACUCGACGGGUACAUGAUGCGCGACGGCCGACUCUGCAUAUACGAGCUCAUGGCCGAGGAGAGCGCGGUGAACUACUGGGAGAAAUACGGCCACGUCGCGUUCGACUCGACUCAAAAAGCCGUCCUCACGUCCUGCGUGCUGCGGUAUAAGCCGCACAUCAGCACGCACGCGACCUCGCUCGACGCCGGCUCGGGCACCGCAGGCGCGCUCGCGCGCCGCUCUUCGUCCCGCAAACACGGCUCCCACGAUAAAGACAAGGAGGGCGGUGGCGGCGGGAGCAACGCGAGCGGGGGCGAGGAGGGCUUCGUGAGCUGCUGCUUCUCGUUCACGAUCCGGCGGGACAAGUGGGGGAUCCCGAGCAUGAUCGUGGGCAACUUCAUCCGGUGCUAG
Molecule: messenger RNA, 1572 nt
Organism: Coniophora puteana RWD-64-598 SS2
Lineage: Eukaryota; Fungi; Basidiomycota; Agaricomycetes; Boletales; Coniophoraceae
Exons: 8
Coding region: 1-1572 (523 amino acids)
Biological process (GO): regulation of DNA-templated transcription
Cellular component (GO): nucleus
Molecular function (GO): RNA polymerase II transcription regulatory region sequence-specific DNA binding; DNA-binding transcription factor activity, RNA polymerase II-specific; zinc ion binding
Source: RefSeq, a predicted model, not a curated record